UUUUACACUUGUGUUGUCAUAGCACGCGUAUUUUUGUGCUAAUAUUUAAAGAGAAAUUGAUAGACAAUUUUUGUUGAAAAUAGUGCAACACACAAGCAACCAUGGCACAAUUUGAUUUAACGCGGAUUAAUUGCCAAUAUUUGGACCGGCAUCUCACUUUUCCAUUGCUAGAGUUUCUGUGUGGCAAGGAGAUCUAUAACCAGCAGGAGCUGCUAGAGUAUAUCUUGGAGACGGUCAACAAAACGAACAUGAUUGAUUAUACCAUGGAUACGCGUAAACGUCUCAAUCUCAGCCAGGAAAUGCCAGAAGAACUGGUGCAGCGCAAAGCCGAGGUGCUGGCUACACUCAAGCAGCUACAAAACGAAGUCGCUCCAAUCAUGAAGGCCACGGACAUAUUGAAGAACGGCGAAAGCAUGAAGGACUCGAAGACAUUCGUGAAUGCUCUGCAGAAGGACUAUAACUUCAAAGUGGAGCAUCUUGAAAGCGCCUACAAGUUAGCCAAGUAUCUGUAUGAGUGCGGCAACUAUCAAGAGUCCACCUCGUAUCUGUAUUUCUGUCUGAUCGUCAUGUCGCCCAACGAUAAAAACUACCUAAACGUACUGUGGGGCAAGUUGGCUGCCGAGAUUUUGACUCUGAACUGGAAUACUGCGUUGGAGGAUUUGACUCGUCUACGCGAUUACAUUGAUAGUGCAAAUUUUUCGACCAUACAGGCGCUGCAGCAACGCACCUGGUUGAUACACUGGUCCGUUUUGGUGUUCUUCAACCAUCCCAAAGGACGCGAUCUUAUCAUUGAGAUGUUCCUGUACAAACCUUUGUAUCUGAACGCCAUACAGACCAUGUGCCCACACAUUAUGCGCUACUUGGCCACCGCUGUAGUUAUCAAUCGGACACGUCGCAAUGCGCUCAAGGACCUCAUCAAAGUUAUUCAGCAGGAAUCUUACACAUAUCGCGAUCCCAUAACUGAGUUCCUCGAAUGCCUCUAUGUGAACUUUGACUUUGAGGGCGCGCGUCUUAAGUUGCACGAAUGCCAAACCGUCAUUUUAAAUGAUUUCUUUAUUGUGGCAUGCCUGAAUGAGUUCGUUGAGGACGCGCGUCUUAUGAUCUUCGAGACAUUCUGCCGCAUCCAUCAGUGCAUCACCAUAAGCAUGUUGGCCGACAAGCUGAACAUGAAGCCCAACGAGGCUGAGUGCUGGAUUGUCAAUCUAAUACGCAAUGCUCGGCUCAACGCAAAGAUCGAUUCAAAGCUUGGCCACGUCGUGAUGGGCACGCAACCAUUGAGUCCUUAUCAGCAGUUGGUGGAAAAAAUUGACUCAUUGUCUAUGCGUUCCGAACAUUUGGCCGGUCUAAUCGAGCGUAAGAGCAAACAGAAAAAUCAAGAAUCCAUCGACUCCUGGAAGUACUACUAAAUCUGAAGCUGCUACGUGUUAAAUUAAAUUUGGGUAGAAAAAACUAAGCUAACAUUUUUUGUACCAAGUUGCAGGCAAUGUCUGCACGUAUUCAAACUGUAAAGAAUUCAGCCGUGGUGCGAAUAAAACAACAUCUUUAUUCGCAUCUUAAAACUCCAA
Messenger RNA from Scaptodrosophila lebanonensis, 1565 nucleotides. RefSeq names its product eukaryotic translation initiation factor 3 subunit E (gene eIF3e). The coding region runs from base 102 to 1406 and encodes 434 amino acids. Gene Ontology annotation, cellular component: nucleus; eukaryotic translation initiation factor 3 complex; cytoplasm. Gene Ontology annotation, biological process: translational initiation. The record is from RefSeq and is a predicted model, not a curated record. Lineage: Eukaryota; Metazoa; Arthropoda; Insecta; Diptera; Drosophilidae. Gene Ontology annotation, molecular function: translation initiation factor activity. The transcript is spliced from 3 exons.